UUUAGCCUGCGGGUUGAAGGACGCUGACGCGAGUUGGCAGGGCGAGGCUGUGACAGCUGCUUCACAGCAGAGGCCGAGCGCAGGCUCGUUGAGAUACGUCUACGGGAGGCGGAAGGCGAACGCAUGUUUGCGACGUGAGGGAAGAUGGAGGAGGAAAGCAAGGUGCGCAUCCAUAAUCGGCUCGCUCGAACCGGACAAUAGCGCGUCGCGCACGUGGCCAGUGAUCCAAGGCGCGAUCCGUCUUCCACGUGCCCCGACUCGCUCUUCUCACCCGGUUCCACCAUGGCGUCCGUCGAGAGCGCGACAGAGCCAGGCAACCUGCCACCUGAAGCCCCGGCUUUGGAUGCACAUCCCAAAAGUGCUGUCGGCGCUAUAGGUCGGCUGGCUCAGCUGCUGGCGGCGGACGACGCGACGCAGGUGGAACCUGGUGACGGGGAGACCCAGCUCAACGAAGGGAACACGGCAGAUGAACCCUAUUCCGACGAUCAAUACUUCUCUAUCAAGCCACCGUCCGGUGCAGUCCUGCCUCCGAGCGCGUCCCGAAAGCGCGCACGCAGUGAGGAACGCGAAGUCGCGAAGAGUCCCGCUGCGCUCCCACCCAUACCCAAACUUUCUGGCGAUAGCGCGCUCGAGGCGUUCACACAUAGAUCUCUGAGUCGGCCUGGACACAUCAUUGAUGGUUCUCAGCUUGCUGUUCUUGGACUGUCCGUGCUGGACACCACGAUGACCAUUCUCUUGUUUCGUCAACAACUACCGUUGCUGACUGACGCCGAGAUGGUGGCGAAGAGGGAAGAAUUACUGACGCUAGACAAGAUAGAACAAUGGACAGUGGCGUACGGCCUCAUGGACAAGUUACGGUGCGCGCCAGCAGCGUAUGCGUCUCUCAAGACUGCUCCUGAGCGUUAUCGUGUGUUUCUGGCCGUCGCAGGUGCCAUCUACGUCGACCAUGGCAUACUGACGAUGCAGAAUUGGCUUGGCCAAUUGGUUUAUGGAGAGAGUUAUGCAGAAGAAGUUGCACCGCCAGAACCCGCCUCGACUAUGCCGCCGCAGAAGAAACAGAAAUUCAGUAGAGGCAGAGGGUGCUCAACGAGGCCACCAGAAUAUCAGGCAAAUCCCCCUAACAGUAGUGGACCCUCACAACCUCCGCCACCUGCUGUUUUCCCCGUGCCCGGACCAAGCCAGUUCAUUCCAGCCGCGGCGCCGCCCCCUGUGUUCAAUGCAGUAGGACCUCCGCCGAUGGUAAUGCCACCCGCGCCUGCAUCUGCCCCUCCGCCAGCCCCGCCGAACAACGGCAGAACGUUCUUGCUUGCCUUUCAUGAGCAUGCAGUCAAGCGAGGUGUUCGCGUCGAGUACGAGACCGAGGGCCAGAUGGGCCCGAAUCAGACCACCGCUCAUUGGAUUAUGGUCUGCAAAGCCAACGGUAUACCCAAGGGGAGAGGCUUUGGCAAGACGAAGCAGAUCGCGAAGGAGUUUGCGGCGCGGCAGGCCUUUACAGCGUUGGGAUGGGUGUAAUUGGUACUCAAUACAAUUGCUGCAUAUGCGAGCGCACGAAACCUGGACAGACCGGAUCUUUUAUAAUCAUCGGUCUGCAAAGCGGACGUGAGGAGGUAUUGAGUGGAGGAUGAGCUCGACGUACAGGUGGAAUCAUCAGUAUCGGCUUGCUGAGGGGGUAUUAUGGUACACGGGAAUUAUAAUCGAUCCAUCCUAUCUGUACAAAU
This is a messenger RNA of Schizophyllum commune H4-8, 1718 nucleotides long. RefSeq lists its product as uncharacterized. Lineage: Eukaryota; Fungi; Basidiomycota; Agaricomycetes; Agaricales; Schizophyllaceae. Bases 283 to 1512 code for a protein of 409 amino acids. The transcript has 5 exons. Gene Ontology annotation, molecular function: ribonuclease III activity. Gene Ontology annotation, biological process: RNA processing. The record is from RefSeq and is a predicted model, not a curated record.